CGAUCACGUUUCUACCUCCACUAGUCUUGGAGGUUUAGGUUUUUGAAUUUAUUUGAUAUACUAGUCUCUGGAUCAUCAACAACUUCAUAGGGCAGAUCAAGCACAGUAUGCAUGUGGAACCACACGGAACGAAGAAGAGUAUCAGCAUCCUGCUCAUCCCGAAACAACAUGACCGUCCGUUGCUCAACCGUUUGCCGCGAUGUGUCGCAAUUCGGAUCUCAUCGGAUCAAAACCCGCUUGCCUUCUUACACGAAGCAUAGUUUAGUGUGGAGUCCCGCUGGACGGAGAAGGUGUGUAGCCGAAUGGAGUCCUCCUCCAGACGUUCUUGGAGCUGGGACUCUUCUUGCAUCUAGAGGUCCAUGUCGAGCCGUUCCUGAAGAAAUAGACUCAAAAGCUACUGACUCAAAACAAGCGAUCAUUGCAACAGGACCAUGUGAUCACGCUGGCGACGUGGCUAAACAAGUGCUGCUAAGUUCGUCUAGUAGAAAACGCGCUUUGAAUCGUUAUGAUCCCAUAGUACCCUGCUCUGUUGGCGUGUCCACAAAAUCACUUUUUGAGGAGAAAGACUCCUUGCCAAAAGCAGAUGGAUGGGAGCAGCACCUAAAAGAAUGUGGACAAUCUCCCACGCCAUCAGCAUCCUCGACGUCUCCACGGCGCGUUCAUCUGGAAAAGGAGCUACUACUUAGAAGCAACACCAGUGCACAUUCUAGUGCAUUGACUGCCACAAGACCUAGGAUGUGCAGAAUAUCGGAUGUGCUCAUGAAGUUCACUUUUGGUAGCAGAUCUGAAGCACAGGCUUGGAUAGAAACCGGACGAGUCUCGCUUGUAUCCAACAAGGCAGAACAUUCUUCUGCUCUCAACGGUCGUCAUCUUCUAGAAACUACAUCAAGCGCGAGGCCUGGUAGCACUCCGCAAGGCCAGGAGCUUCUUCUUCAACAACGAGGACAGGAAAUCGGAGAUACAGAUAAAAAGGACGACAAGGAGGUAGCAGGGGAUGAACAUAAGUAUUUGCAAAUACCUCAAAAGUUUUUACAAUUGAUCACGUCUGAUCGCUGUAUACGAGUGGCGACGGCAUCACGUGGUGAAGGACACGACAAGAAUGUAAUUGUGUCUCCGCAGAUAUUUCUGGACGAGCGGCCUUUGAAACACGAGACGCUUGUCUUUUUUCGGAGUGCCAGCUUGGAGAUACCUCGGGUUGGGGGGGACAACGCGUUUUUCCGAAGACACAGAGGAAACGAACUCGGACAGAGAUGGCGACAUCUACGUUUGUUUGGGCGCGAACUGCUCCAAGCACAUCCGAGAUGGUGCGCAAGCGGUCUGAUGCUCCUGAGCAACGAUCCGGGUGUUGCUGCGGAGUUGCGCAAGGGAGCUGCCGUGAGUCUUCUAGCGUGUGGACGCACGCGUGUAACUGAGGCAGAAGCACGACUUAUGGAAAGAGCUUACGACUGCCGUGUGAUCGGACGAGAAUACGAUGAAAAAGAUCUUCCCAUGAUGGAAGAUUCUACGCGCAGAACCGCAACGAGAGGGCUAGAGCGAUCCCUCCAUCAGGCGGCGCUACGACGAAGCAUUGUUAAAGCGCGGAGUUCAGGCAGAAGAGAAACCGUUUCUUUUGCUUCAAGUACGAAUGAUGACACUGAAGAAGAGACUCUGGACGCGCUGAAGUCAGAGAGAGACACUGGAAAAAUGCACUUUAUUUAUUUGCGCUUUGAAUCAACAAAUGGCGCUUCUGCAUGGAUCCGCAAUCACAACGGAUUCAUGGACGCCCUCAUCUAUCGUUGGGGUAACUAUUCACUUCUUGGCAGCAUUGCUGGAGAUGAAGCACCCUGUCAUUACCAGGUCCGAGAUGAAGACCAGGCACGAAUUUUGCCUGAUGCUCAUGUAAUUGCAACUGCUCGAUCAACUCCUGGUGGCCCUGGCCUGGAGAGCUUUUUCAGCACAUUCAAAGGCACGAGUGCUCUUCC
Messenger RNA from Amoebophrya sp. A25, 1961 nucleotides. The record is from the annotation of a GenBank genome assembly. Lineage: Eukaryota; Dinophyceae; Syndiniales; Amoebophryaceae.